AUGCGCGUUGUGCGGUGGCGCCAUGCCAGCAAUAACCGCGGGCUGCUGGAAUCCGGCGCGACCGUUACCAUGGCUUCUCUUCGCUCCUUGUUCGUCCUCGCUCUGAUCCUCGUCUCCCUUCCCGCACUCUACGCCGCGUCCGCGCCACUGCGGGGCGAUGUCGCUGCUGGGGGAAGCGCUGGCGAGGACGCGGCGAGUUGGGGCCGCAUGCUGCUGGAAGCGAGCGGCGGUGACGUGGACGUGGGUGUCGAGGAGGAGGAGGUGGGGGAGGCGACGGACGGGCUGGACGAGGCGGUGCGGGUGCUGCUGAGCUGGAAGAAGAUCAAGAACGGGAUCAAGAACGCGGCGGGCAAGGCGGGAGGGCUGGCGAAGAAGGUGGUGCAGAAGGGCGGCGUUGAAGCGCUCAAGGCGGCGGCCAAGGGGUACAGCAACGGCGGCAUGAAGGGCGCGCUCAAGGCCGGCGGUACCUCGUUUGCUAGCACAGCAAAAACCAUGGCGUAG
This is a messenger RNA of Closterium sp. NIES-65, 501 nucleotides long. The record is from the annotation of a GenBank genome assembly. NCBI's taxonomy places the organism in Eukaryota, Viridiplantae, Streptophyta, Zygnematophyceae, Desmidiales, Closteriaceae.